Molecule: messenger RNA, 585 nt
Organism: Arctia plantaginis
Lineage: Eukaryota; Metazoa; Arthropoda; Insecta; Lepidoptera; Erebidae
Source: the annotation of a GenBank genome assembly
AUGACCUUAUGGCGAAAGUUAAUUAUUUCUACUAUUGGUCAAAAUACCUUUAAGCAAGAGGUUGCCAGGAAAUGUUUACAUAACUACACACAUAAAAAUGUAAACAUAACCUCACAAGCUCUCAAUUUAAAUCCAAUUAAUGUAACUUAUAAUACGGUUAGAUGUAAGACUAAAAAGCAAUAUGAUUCUGACGACGAAGAUAUAAAAUUUGAUGAAGAUUCCUCACUUUCCAAGGAUUCUAAAGUAGUCAAAUUUUCUACCACUUCAAUGAGGGCAGAUGUAAUAUUAAAAUCUGCACUCAGUGUAUCUAGGAAUAAGGUGGAGCAGAUGUUUUAUGAAAGUAAAAUUAGAAUAAACGGAAGGAAAAUUCUUAAGAAAAGUGCUUCUGUCAAAAUAGGUGACGAAGUGGAUGUAAUCAAAAUGGUUAGCCCAAAUAAUUCAGACCAUUUAUAUGUAUCAAGAGUAGAAAUAUUAAAUGUAGCACCAAAGGAAGAGUCUAUUAGUGUAACUGCAAGAAGAUUUAAACAUCUUCUAAUAGAUAACUAUGAGGAUAAUCCACAUAAAUCUGCUGUAGAAAAUCAAUAG